AUGCACAGCGAAACUUCAAACGCCAUUGACAGGUUCUCGUAUAGGUACGUCCCAUCCGCUCUUUCGUCCAAUAGUAUUGACGAUGUAGCUUCCAGACACUCCAAGUACUCAUCAAGCACAUUUUUCAGACAAAGUUCUUUCGCAAUCUCACGAUGUCUCGCAAUCGCUCUGCCAACCACGGACAGCGCAAGCGGAAGCCCACCGCAAAAUCUCAGUAUCCUAUCCGUUUGA
Chondrus crispus (carragheen) is the source of this 231-nucleotide messenger RNA. RefSeq lists its product as hypothetical. The record is from RefSeq and is a predicted model, not a curated record. The coding region runs from base 1 to 231 and encodes 76 amino acids. The transcript has a single exon. Lineage: Eukaryota; Rhodophyta; Florideophyceae; Gigartinales; Gigartinaceae.